GGGAGAACCACCUCCACCCCCUCUUUUUAAUUUUUUUUUAUUUUUUAUUUUUUUUGCAAGAAUCCCAAGAGCUAAGGUGGCUGCAGAGGGGAGAGCGGCGCGAGCCAAGUGGGGGGAGGGUGGAGGAAACCCGGGAGAAGGCUUUCUCCAGCCCCCAAAGUUUUGAUGAUGACCAUGACUACGAUGGCUGACGGCUUGGAAGGCCAGGACUCGUCCAAAUCCGCCUUCAUGGAGUUCGGGCAGCAACAGCAGCAGCAACAGCAGCAGCAGCAGCAGCAGCAGCAGCAACAGCAGCCGCCGCCGCCGCCGCCGCCACAGCCGCACUCGCAGCAGAGCUCCCCGGCCAUGGCAGGCGCGCAUUACCCUCUGCACUGCCUGCACUCGGCGGCGGCGGCGGCGGCGGCGGCCGGCUCGCACCACCACCACCACCAGCACCACCACCACGGUUCGCCCUACGCGUCGGGCGGCGGCAACUCCUACAACCACCGCUCGCUCGCCGCCUACCCCUACAUGAGCCACUCGCAGCACAGCCCUUACCUCCAGUCCUACCACAACAGCAGCGCGGCCGCCCAGACGCGAGGGGACGACACAGAUCAACAAAAAACCACAGUGAUUGAAAACGGGGAAAUCCGGUUCAAUGGAAAAGGGAAAAAGAUUCGGAAGCCUCGGACCAUUUAUUCCAGCCUGCAGCUCCAGGCUUUAAACCAUCGCUUUCAGCAAACUCAGUACCUGGCCCUGCCUGAGAGAGCUGAACUGGCAGCUUCCUUAGGACUGACACAAACACAGGUGAAGAUAUGGUUUCAGAACAAACGCUCCAAGUUUAAGAAACUGCUGAAGCAGGGCAGUAACCCGCAUGAGAGCGACCCUCUCCCUGGCUCAGCGGCCCUGUCACCGCGCUCGCCGGCGCUGCCUCCGGUGUGGGACGUUUCUGCCUCAGCCAAGGGCGUCAGUAUGCCCGCCAACAGCUACAUGCCCGGCUACUCGCACUGGUACUCCUCUCCACACCAGGACACGAUGCAGAGACCACAGAUGAUACAUUUCCCCCACCAGAAGAAUCUGCGCAAACAUGGCAGCGUUUUUACUUGUUUAAUGAGCUUAAGACAUUACAUGAUGAAAAAGAAGCAUUUCAGGCUCCUGCAUUUUUAUUUACCAAUCCCAGACUGACAAAAAAAAAAAAAAAGAAGAAGAAGAAGAAGAAGGAAGGAAGGAAGGAAGAAAAAGAAGAAAAAAACAAGAAAAAGAAAAGAGAAAGCAAGCAAAAGAAAAAACCCUCACAUAACAGCACUUCUCUAAAGAAAAAGGAAAAAUCAGCUGUAAGAUUAGAACAUUGCCACAAAGGAAACGCUGCAUGUUUUAUCAAAAUGCAAUGAGCAAGAAUGAUGAUGUUGAAAAACAACAAGAGCAACAACAAAACAGAACCACUCUUUCCCCACCCCACCCCCGAACCCUGAACUGGAAUCAGGAAAGACAGAAGAAACAACCAAAAUCACCAUUCUAUUGCUUUGAUACCUUUACUAGGUGAAUUGGUGGCAUUCACUAAGCUAAUAGGGACGUUUAUAUUG
Molecule: messenger RNA, 1562 nt
Organism: Lutra lutra (Eurasian river otter)
Lineage: Eukaryota; Metazoa; Chordata; Mammalia; Carnivora; Mustelidae
Gene: DLX6
Product: distal-less homeobox 6
Exons: 4
Coding region: 166-1164 (332 amino acids)
Biological process (GO): regulation of transcription by RNA polymerase II; cell differentiation; embryo development
Molecular function (GO): RNA polymerase II cis-regulatory region sequence-specific DNA binding; DNA-binding transcription factor activity, RNA polymerase II-specific
Source: RefSeq, a predicted model, not a curated record